Molecule: messenger RNA, 1450 nt
Organism: Ceutorhynchus assimilis (cabbage seed weevil)
Lineage: Eukaryota; Metazoa; Arthropoda; Insecta; Coleoptera; Curculionidae
Source: the annotation of a GenBank genome assembly
AAUUAUAGCCCCACUAUACAGAUUCUGACACAAAAAUUUUGAUGCCAUGUUGAGAGUCUCCCGCGCUCCUCAUUUUUCAAAGUUCCGUCAGAGAGCUUCACUUACCAACGGAUUAUCCGCAUAUCGUUUUGUCUAUUGACCGUGAAUUCGAACACAACUGACUCGGGUUUUAGUUUAGUCGUCAGUUAAGGCGCGAAAAGUUUAGUUAGUUUUCGUACUUUACAAAUUAGUCAUGGGUAAUUUCAAAGAAGUACUCGGAGUCAACGAGGUCUCGUCAUCCAAAGUGAUAGACGCAGUAUGGAAGGCCCUGUUGGCUGAAUUUUUGGGAAACCUACUCCUGAACUUUUUUGGUUGCGGUUCAGUUGUAGUGAUGUUGUUUGCUCCAGCAUUACACAAACCAGACUUUUUACUGGUUUCACUUACAUUUGGAUUGGUGAUUUUUGUUUGCGUUCAAUCUUUAGGUCACGUAAGCGGAGCCCAUUUAAAUCCAGCAGUAACAGUAGGAAUGUUUGCCGUGGGCAACAUCAAAGUCAUAAAAGGUUUAAUGUACAUCAUUGUCCAAUGUCUUGGCGCGUUGGCUGGCUCCGCUAUCCUGAAAGCCCUGCUGCCAGAAGAAUGGCACGACACUGGUUUAGGCAUGACCACACUAAAUCCGAAACUAACAGCCUUGCAAGGUUUUGGAUUCGAAUUUUUCCUUGGAUUCGUUUUGGUUUUGGUUGUCAGUGGCGUAUGUGACCCGAACAGGCCUGAAGCUAAAGCAGCCGGUCCUCUUGCUAUUGGUCUAGCAGUGGCCUUAGGUCAUAUGGGUGCUAUCAGCUUUACUGGAUCCUCAAUGAAUCCUGCCAGGACUUUUGGAAGUGCUGUUAUUUCUGGAAUUUGGGAUAAUCAUUGGAUCUAUUGGGUAGGACCAAUUGCUGGUGGUAUCGUAGCAGCCCUGAUAUAUCAACAUGCUUUAAGGGCUCCGACUUUGACCACGGUCAAAAUCAUCGAAAGGUAUUCCACUGUAGCAGAUGAAAAAGAAUUAAGAAGAUUGGAUGGCAACAAAGAUGCUGACAACUUUGCUUAGAUCCAUUAGAAUUUCAAAAUAACCAGCUUUUCCAGUGCAAUGUGUUUAGAUAGUACAAGAAAUAAAAGAAAUUUGUUUUUUUCGCUUUUUCAGAAUAGUCGCAGUAUUUUUUUUUUCUCGUUCAUUGAUAUAUUGAGCCAUUCUGCUAGCUUCCAAAACAAAUUGAUUUUAUCUAGUUUGUGUAAGUGUCUUUUUUUAUAAGUGUAAUUGUGUUCAAUUUUGCUUAAUAUUUUUUUAAGUUUAGUUGUUUGUAUUACAUAUCGAAAGCUUUAUUAUAAUUUGCCAAUUUGAUUCUCACUAAAAUUAAAUUAUUGUAAGGCUAAUAAAUAUUAAGUUUAAGAUGUAAGAGUUUUAAUAUUUUACGAAUAAAUUGUUUGAAUUUUG